UCAUUAAAUCAUCAUGCACAUAUAUAAAUAUGAUAAUAAUCAUUUCAGUGAUAUGCAUUCAAACUAAUGUCAUGUAAUUAAUUUAUAAUGUAGUGAUGUGCCAUUUAGAGUGAUACACUUGCUUCAAUUUAGAGAUGGGAAAUCUGAACCAUUAACUCUAAAGAAGGUUAUAGAACAAAAUGAAUAUGGUAAUAGUUAUGAAAGAUACACUUUAAACAAGUAAGUUUAUAUGUAUAAAAUAAUUGUUUUUACAUUCAAUUAUUGUACAUUGUAUAUAUAUACCAAACUUAUUAGGUAAUUCUUAAAAUUUUAGUGAAAAAAAAAAGGUUCGAGUGAAAUUUGUUAUGUCAAAAUCAAGACCACCAGAGACAAAUCAAACAAUAAGUGAACAAAGUGAGAACAUUCCUGCUACUAAUGCAACAACUAAGAGUGUGUCUGCUACACAUAACACAACUGACAAAGAGAGUAGGGAUGAAAGCAAGCAAGAAGAAGUUCAACCAAAAGUGCAAAGCAAUCCAGUAAAGAAUAGUCUUGGCCAAAAAAAGUACAAAGAAUCGACAAUCAGAAUUAUGAGAAAUCUCAAAAGAAUGGAAAAGGCAAGCAAGGAAAUCAGGAAAGGUGAAGCAAAAAAGAAAGAAAAAGGGCCAAUAGAAGAGAAAACUGUGGAAAAAGAAGUACAAGAAGGAAAAAAAGGGACUGAAAAAGAGAAAAGCCCUAAAGACAAAACUGUGGAAGAUGUCUUUCCAAAGACAACAAAUGUAGAAGAAGGACAAGAGGGAAAAAAAGAGCCUGAAAAGGAGAAAAUCCCUAAAGAGAAAACAGUGGAAGAUGAGUCUACAAAGACAACAGAUCCGAAAGCACAAAUUGCACCUGAUUUUGUUCAAAUUGAGGAUGAAACUUAUCUUCUAGAUCAAGAUGAUGAUAAAGUUUCCACAAAACUUAGUGAGGAGACAGCUCCAUCAUCACAAAAAAGUGAUCAGUCAACCAAAAUGAAAACAAGAUACAAAAUGGUUGCAAGGAAAAACAAAAACAAAAGCCUUGUUGUUGUGCCAAGUGGUAGAAUUACAAGGAGCCAGGUAAUCAUAAUACUUUUCUGUUACACAAUAAAUAUUACACUUUCAAAUAUACUAACAUAAAUUUUUUUAAAAACAAUAGAUGUUCUGUUAGAUGAAUCUGAAAAGGGAAGCCUGAAGAAGGAUGUUGAACCUGCUAAAGAAACCGCAAAAAUAGGACAGAAGAGAAG
This is a messenger RNA of Chenopodium quinoa (quinoa), 1243 nucleotides long. RefSeq names its product biorientation of chromosomes in cell division protein 1-like 1. The record is from RefSeq and is a predicted model, not a curated record. Bases 345 to 1136 code for a protein of 263 amino acids. The transcript is spliced from 8 exons. Lineage: Eukaryota; Viridiplantae; Streptophyta; Magnoliopsida; Caryophyllales; Amaranthaceae.